Messenger RNA from Nicotiana tabacum (common tobacco), 2681 nucleotides. Its product is annotated as putative hexosyltransferase MUCI70. The record is from RefSeq and is a predicted model, not a curated record. NCBI's taxonomy places the organism in Eukaryota, Viridiplantae, Streptophyta, Magnoliopsida, Solanales, Solanaceae.
AACUCUACGAAGAAAUUAAUAAAUUAUACAAAUAUAUCUAACCAUGAAAGUGGAAAAUUAAAUUCCUAAACUAAUAAUUACCUUGAACGGUGAUCUGAGAUUUGAUAGGUUUCCACAAAACCCUAGGAAUUAAUUUCCACCCCCAUCUCAAUUUCAGUAACGUUUAUUCUACUCCUUUUUUAAUUUUGUAUCUUUUGUUUCUAUUGGAAUGGUACUUUUUAUAUUCUAAAACCAGCUUAUGGUUUUUCAGUUUUGAUUCUUAGGAUUGAAUUGUUUUCUUUUAAAGAGAUGAUUGGUUUUUAUUCUGGAGAUAAUUUGGUGAAUUGGGUCUCUUUUUCUGGUUGAAUUUAGCGCAAAAAAUUGAACUUCAGAAAGAUAACAGUUGGAUUUUCUGGUUUAUUUUUUAUUCUGAGAUCAUUUGGUGAGUUGGGUGUCGUGUUUCUUAGUGCUUUUCUCGCCUGAGUGGGGGAUUUUGUUGAAGUAAUCCACAUUUAGGAAGUGAAUUUUGUACCAAGAUUUGAACUUUAGGAAAAUAAAAAUUGGAAUAACUGGUUGAGUUGGGUAUCGUUUUUUCUUGGUGAAUUUAGUGCUUUUUUCACCUGAGUGGGGGAAUUUUGGUGAAGUAAUCCACAUUAGGUGGUGAAUUUUGUACCAAGAUUUGAACUUUAGAAGAUGACAAGUUGCAUGUGAAUGAGUAGAAGGCUAGCAAUAUUGGUCAUUGGGUAUGGUUCUUUGCAGCAACAGCUACCUCAGAACAAUUCUGCUACAUUCCAAACUAUACCUUGAAAGCCAACUAAAAUGUAUAAGGAGAAAGAAGGAUUGUUGCCCUGGAUCCACAAAUUCGCGCCUAGAAAGAAGGUUGGGAUGCUGCUGUUGUGUGCUGUUUCAUUAGCAGUUCUUGUCUGGGUCUUGUUUGUUGACAAAGGUGAAGAUGCACAAGAACUUAAUGCCUCCAUAACUAAUAGUGUGUUUACUCCAGAAGCUGGACAAAAGGAUAAUUCUACGUAUAUUGAGUCAAUAGAACAAACUAAUGUUGGACAAAGUGCAUCAAUUGUCCAACCUCUUCCUCCUCCGCCUCCUACUGUAUACUUCAAAGGAUACACUCUUCCUCCUGGGAAUCCAUGUGAAGGCUUCACGUUGCCACCGCCGCCAGCAGAUAAAAAGAGGACGGGACCAAGGCCAUGUCCAGUAUGCUACCUUCCUGUUGAACAAGCUAUUGCAUUAAUGCCGGGUGCACCAUCCUUUUCUCCUGGGAUUAGCAAUUUGACUUACAUUCGUGAAGAAAAUUUAAGAAAAACCGAGUUUGGAGGUUCAGAAUUUGGAGGAUAUCCUUCACUGAUGCAAAGGAAUGAUUCAUAUGAUUUAAGAGAGUCCAUGAGUGUGCACUGUGGAUUUAUUAGAGGCAUCAGGCCCGGACAUCAGACAGGUUUUGACAUUGAUGAUUCUGACCUUCUUGAAAUGGAAUCUUGUCGAGGUGUUGUUGUGGCAUCAGCAAUAUUUGGCGCUUUUGAUUUGAUAAGGCAACCAAAAAAUAUCAGCGAAUAUGCAAAGAAAAAUGCAUGCUUUUGUAUGUUCGUGGAUGAAGAAACAGAAGUUUUCUUAAGAAAUUCUAGUGAGCUAGAUGGUACCAUGAGAAUUGGUUUAUGGAGAAUUGUCAGUGUUCAUAACCUACCUUAUGAUGAUCCGAGGCGAAAUGGGAAGGUUCCAAAGCUUCUGCUUCACAGGCUUUUUCCUAAUGCCCGUUAUUCUCUAUGGAUAGAUGCAAAACUUGAGCUGGUUGUCGAUCCAUAUCAAAUACUUGAAAGGUUCUUGUGGAGAAAAAAUGCGAGCUUUGCGAUAUCAAGGCAUUAUAGGCGCUUUGAUGUGUAUGUAGAAGCAGAAGCUAAUAAGGCUGCUGCAAAGUUUGACAAUGCUUCCAUCGAUUUCCAAGUUGAAUUCUAUAAAAAGGAAGGUCUAACUCCUUAUUCCACAGCUAAACUUCCUAUUACAAGUGAUGUCCCGGAGGGAUGUGUAAUAGUAAGAGAGCACAAUCCAAUCUCCAAUCUAUUUGCUUGUCUUUGGUUUAAUGAAGUGGACCGUUUUACUCCAAGAGACCAAAUAAGCUUCGCCAUUGUGAGGGACAAGAUCAUGUCAAAGACAAAUUGGACUGUUAAUAUGUUCCUGGACUGUGAAAGGCGCAACUUUGUGGUUCAGGGGUAUCAUAGAGACAUUCUUGAGCACUGGGCUCCCCCGCCUCCACCUGGCGGUACUGAAAUUGUUCAUCCUCCUCCGCCUGUAGUCGAUGAAACCCUACAGACCUCACGCAAUGUUACAUCAUCAAGUUAUGUUACUGAUCCCAGAAAGCGUGAGAGGAAUAGGAAAUCCAAGCGUCAUAGAAAAGUUAUAGGAAGUUAGGAUGCUAACUUAAAUUUUUUGCUUAGGCAUAUUCUUUUGUUUCCUUCCCUGUUGCAAGGAUAUCAUAUUUUUGGGGCUAGGAACUAUGUUAGAUGAAAGUUAUAGAUGUUAACAAAAAGGGCAGUGUCAAGCAGGGGUAGAUGCAACACUUGUGAACAGGUCCAUUCGAACUUAGUAUUUUCGACGUGGAACAUAAAUAUUAGUGCUAAGAACCUUAAAGGUCGAAUUCAAUCAAAUUUAAAUCUUGACAACUUUAGAUGAAAUAUUAGAUGAAAUUUUGUUGUAUA